CUCGUUGGAUCAUUAGUUCAGUAAUCUCCCUCUCCUCUCCUUGAGACGCACGACACGCCCCUGGUUCCUGCUUGCGCGUCAACUCCUUUAUUUUGGUUACGGGCACAUGGCACCGCGAGCUCACCCCUGAGUACCGCUCUGCGCGCGCAGUCCAAGGUGGCAUUGGCGCGUGCCAUCUUCAGGUUUGACACGACAGAAGAAGGCUGGCAGAGAAGAGACAGAGGAGACCUGCUCUAAAUUAUUCUGUUUUUGUUUGUGUUUUGGAGAGAAGUUGUUGACAAGCUGAACGAGUUGUUUUUUGACGAUAAAAACAGGAACAUUAAGCAGGUGGAGAAAUCAAAAUCACACUCAAAUCAACUUGGUUUUUGACUCAAGUGUGUUAAUCUGAUCACUAAAUGGCACUGAGAGUGAACCUGAUUGGUCCCUCGCCGUGGGGCUUCAGAAUAUAUGGAGGACGAGACUUUAAGAAGACCAUAAUUGUCACCAAGGUCAAUGCUGGCAGCAAGGCAGAGCAAGCAAACCUGCAAGCUGGGGACUUAAUCUUGGAGAUUAAUGGAGAGAACACAGCUGAGAUGCUGAACGCAGAGGCCCAGAACAAAAUUAAGAGCUCCAAGACCAACCUGCAGCUGCUGGUGGAGAGACCUGAACCUUCCAGCCCCGGACAGACCAACGGCAUCAGCACCCCGGAACAGCUCACUGGACGCUUCCAGGAGGCAGUCAUAGUGAGUCGAGAUGAGAACCAGAACUAUAGAGAGUACACAAUCUCAAGCCCUAAGUCUCUGUCCCCUGGACCGUACUCAUCUUAUUCUCCUGGUGGUUUGGACAGAACGGACAAGCUGACACCGAUUUUCAACAAGAGUGUCCAGCAGCGCUCAUGGUCACCAGAGGAAAAGAGCAACCAGCUGUCCAGACCACUGUCCCAGGAGUUCUUCCCCUCAGACUUCAGACAAAACUCUGUGUCCAGCAGAACCCCCACCCCACCAGGACGAUACUCGCCUCAUAGCCCCAUUGAUCAAGAUGUGCCCUUGUCCCCAAGAUGCAGCAGUUCCAGUUCUGAGUUUGCCAUGCAGAAGUUUGACAGGGAGUCAGAGGUGUACAAGAUGAUCCAGGAGAAUAAGGAGUCCCGUGCAGCUCCUCGGCAGUCCAAUACCUUCAAAGUGUUACAGGAGGCUCUGGAGGCUGACGAGAAAGGAGCAGCCUUAAUGUUUCCUGGGAACCUCUCACCCAACCCAGUUAAAACGAGCCCAUCGGCUGGAGGAGUCAGCAAACACCACACCUGUGAGAAGUGUGGCACCAGCAUCGUCACACAGGCAGUGCGCAUCGGUGACGACCACUUCCGCCACCCAGAGUGCUACACCUGCUCUGACUGUGGGCUCAACCUCAAGAUGAGAGGUCACUUUUGGGUUAAAAAUGUAAUGUAUUGCGAGAAGCACGCCAAAGAGAGGUACCAGGGCCCCGAAGGUCCAUUCCAGUGACCGUGUCCCCCCGCCAAUGAGUUGGCUGUUCAGCUCCUGUCUUCAUUCUGGAUGAAGAGUGCUGCCUGAAACACCUCAUCUGACUCACUCAUAGACUGUGGCAUGUAUUGGAGUGGAAGCUUAAAAUAAUUUCUAACAUUUAUUCAUAUUUUGCAAAAGUAUGAUACACUUUGAUACUUGUAUUUUCAUGAAAACUGGGGCUUUGUUUUAUUUUUUGCUUUUCAUGUGGUGCAGCCUCAUCUGUCUCGUUAAGAUAUUCUUUGCUCUAAUAAUUCACAGCAGCCAUAAACUCAAGCCACAUUGUUAUACUUAAACCAGAUUUAAACAACACUUUAGCCAAGUUCACAAUAAUCAACUCGGACAAAGAUCACCAUUGGAAUUUUCUGUUGACAUAAAGGGACUGAUAUUUAAGUAACUCUGCAUGCAGUUUUAAAGGUGUACAGUGCAGACUGUGCUGUAAGGGGGUGAGUGCAUGCUUUCACAUGCAGAGGGGUAUAGUGGAUUCUGCAUGCCUUGCUUUCAUCUGUGUGCAUUUGUGCACAUAAACAAGUAAAAACAAAAAAAAGUUUGUGAAUUUCUUGCUAGAUCCAGACCAAAAAUAUCUUAAAUAUUUUUCUGUCUUUUCUUUUGUUAACUGAAUUUAUUAGAAAUAGAGGGAGGAAAAAUAAUUUACAGACUUGUUUUGCUGUUUUAUAGGUUUUGAGGGACUAGAUCUCCAUUCAGUAUGCAAAUGUUUUUGAUGUUUUUGUGAUGCAGAUGUUAUAUAUAUAUAUACAUAAUAGAUCAUUUAAAAUGCAUAUUGUAUGCACAGGACAUUUAGCGUGAAAUGAAUUCAUGAUACUACACAUGUCCAAAUACAGCAGUAGUCAGUGAACGUUCAUGUUCACAUUUCAUGUGGAUUAUAAUAAAAUUGCACAAUUUGAAGCUUCUCUGGUUUUUAUGGUCAUGUGAAAGUUUCAAAGUGGGAAAGUGCCCUGUAUUUCAUGCUGUAAUUUCUGCCUUCUACAGAUCAGUUAAUAACACCACACAAUACUAAAAGAAUAGGUUUUUAUAUUUGGCAUCUUUUAAACAACAUUUUGUUGCUCAUUGACAGUAAAACCUAAUAAAAACUACAAACCA
Austrofundulus limnaeus is the source of this 2594-nucleotide messenger RNA. RefSeq names its product PDZ and LIM domain 2 (mystique) (gene pdlim2). Lineage: Eukaryota; Metazoa; Chordata; Actinopteri; Cyprinodontiformes; Rivulidae. Gene Ontology annotation, cellular component: adherens junction; stress fiber; filamentous actin. The record is from RefSeq and is a predicted model, not a curated record. The transcript is spliced from 10 exons. Gene Ontology annotation, biological process: heart development; muscle structure development; actin cytoskeleton organization. Gene Ontology annotation, molecular function: muscle alpha-actinin binding; actin binding. Bases 396 to 1475 code for a protein of 359 amino acids.